GGGGAUGCCUUGUGCGCGCUUAGAGCGCUCGCUUGCUUGCCUGGCGCCGCCGCCGCUCGCCCUCCCGCCUGCUCGCUCCCUUCCGCCGAUCUCGAAAACUUCCAGCGCACUCCGGGCAAAGGAGCAUGCACGGCGGGCGGAGGCGCAGCGCGAAAGCCCAGGCCCCUGGUCCCACGCCGGAUCUCCGCAGCUCUUUGCCAUGAAGCACUGGCUCCCGCACCUUCAGGAUCAGAGCGACUGGCGCAAAGCUAACUACAUGUAUAAAGUGUGGCAAGGAGCACUGGGAGACGGCUAAAACACAGUCAUGUCUUCGGUUUGGCGCACAAUUUCAGCUCUUCACGUGAACUACAAGAAACUGAUAUGCCUCUUGGUCAUUGCCGUAGGUGUAUGCCGCAGUGCCUCUGCAAUGUGUCCUGCCGCUUGCAUUUGUGCCAGCGACAUCGUGAGCUGCACCGGCAAGAACCUCUCGAGAGUGCCCGCAACGCUCUUCAAGCACACGAAAAGAUUGGAUCUCAGUCACAACCGAAUUGGGAUUUUGGAUCACGACUGGAUGCCAGUGUUGCUUGAUAAACUGGCCACCCUCAUCGUCAGCCACAACGGCAUCACGAGUAUCUCCGCAGGAAGCUUUUCGGCGACUCCAAAUAUCAAGUACCUUGACUUGUCGUCCAACAGCUUGAGGUCGCUUGGCAGUCCUGUCUUCCAGGAACUGAGAGUUCUGGAGAUUUUGUUGUUGUAUAACAAUCACAUUGCCCAUGUCGAUUCUGCUGCUUUUGGAGGGAUACACAAAUUGCAGAAGCUCUAUUUGAGUUACAAUUCUCUCUCCCAGUUCCCGAUUGACUUGUACAUUGGGAAACGUAAACUUUCCGAACUUGUGCUAUUAGACAUUUCUUACAACCAAAUCCAGUCGAUACCCAUUCACUACAUGAGCUUAGUACCGGCCAGACAUCUUAGUGGGAUCUAUCUUCAUGGGAACCCCUUUUACUGUGACUGCACACUUUACUCCAUGCUAAACUUCUGGUAUCUUAGACACUUCAGCUCGGUGGAGGAUUUCAAGGCUGAGUACACAUGUGUGUUGCGGUCAGGCUCCAAUAUGAAUAAACUGCCCUUAUUGCACGACAACUACUUGAAUUGCUCGGAAAGCACCAUCAAUGGCUCUUUCCACGCGUUUGGCUUUAUUCAGGAAGCUCAACUUGGGGAGAGGUUGAUCGUACCUUGCGACACUAAAAUCAGCGAUGCAGGCACCCACUUUGUUUGGAUCAGCCCAGACAAUCAGUUUUUGGAGCCCAGCAAAGAUAUUGAACACUUCAGAGUAUUUCUCAAUGGGAGUCUGGAAAUCGACGAGGUCCAGUAUGAGGAUGCUGGACUUUAUUCCUGCAUUGCAAUAAACAGGAAAAGACUGUUGAAUGAGACCAUCGAGGUGAGGAUCAAUGUGAGCAAUUUCACCGUGGACCGGUCUCACUCUCACGAAACCUUCAACACGGCUUUCACCACCCUCGCCGCUUGUGUAGCCAGCAUUAUCUUGGUCCUCCUUUACCUCUACCUGACGCCGUGCCCUUGUCGGUGCAGGUCCAAGAGAAGAAAAAGGCAGCCAAGCCAAAGUAACCCACAUGCCUCCAUAUUGACCUCGAAUCCUCCCCUGGACCUUCCAGCUGAUGAGAAAAAAGCCAGCAGCGGCAAGAGGGUGGUGUUCCUUGAGCCCGUCAAGGAGCCAAAGCCGGGACAGAAUGGGAAAGUAAGGAUGUUUCCUGGUGAGAACAUCAUUGCGGAAAGUAUCCUAAAAACUCCCCGAACGAAAUCGGAAUCCGAUUCCAUGAACUCGGUGUUUUCAGACACGCCUUUCAUGCCGUCCUCUUAGCUUCCUGCCUGCGUUCGCAUUGUAUGGCUAACUCUUUCAACAGCUAGCUGUCCUGCCUCUAGCCAAUCUUAAAAGAAUAGGGGAAACUCUUUCAAACCAAAAGAAAUGGUGAGGUCAUGGCAGAUGCCACUGCUGUUUCAAUUUCUGUGCUUAUAGGCAUGUGAGUGCCGUUCAAUGAGUGGCGUUUGUGUACCGCUCCCAUUCACUUCAGUGAAGCUUGUAUUGGAGAGCUUCCCAGCAGAUUAGAUCCUUGGCUGCGUACCUGUGUAGAAUUUGUGUAACUGUAAUUAUCAGGGAUCAGAACCACAAUCAAUAUGGCUCCUAGAGCUUAGAUUGAUAGGGAAAGAGAGAAAUAGCCAUUUACUAAACUUCUGGUUUCUGCCUUUAGGCACUGAGCACAUAACAGAAACAAAGGAAGUGAUACAACAGAAAUAUUUCAGAAUGGGCUUUUGUGUAAAUUAUGACCUGAGCUUUGUGAUUUUGGGGGGAGAGGAGCUGUCAUCUCCUUCUGAAUACUAGAGAUUCAAUAGCCAGUAACCGAAUGUAUGAUUAUGUGGUAUAAAUAAACUUUCACCAUAUGAAAACUUUGACAGAAAACACUUGUCCAAAGUUACGAUCUAUAAACCACUUGAGCCUUUAAUGCUUUUCUCUCAAAAGGGACAGCGCUUUGGUCCUAUUAAGAAAUUGGAGUCAGAGCGAUGUUCAACAAGUUUCCCCACCAGUGCACAAAAAUGGGAGAAGCUGCACCUUUGGAAUAUCUGGGUUCCUCACCAUUCUUAAAGAGACAGGAGCUAUGUUGCUUCUGGAAUGUGGCCACUUCAGCCUACCUACUUAUUCUGAAACUUGCAUAUGUGGUGUGUGGCUUGAGGACAGAAUAUCUUAAGAGAGGAAAGCAGAGGAUUCGUUUGGAAGUAAAGGAACCAGGGUUUGUGCAAUUAGAUGUUUUGUAUAUGAGCUACUGCACUUUGAACACUUUUGCUGACUUAAUGAGAGCCAUAAUGGAAACCACCAAUCCCAAAUUGAAUCCAGCAGGAGCAGCCAGGCCUUCUCAUUAUCAGCGAUGAAAUGGCUGGCAUGUCCGGACAUUGCCUUCUACAGCUGACGGGGGAACCUGGUUGCAUCCAAUUUCCCGGAUUGCAGCCUUACUUAGAAGAGUCGGAGUAAUUCGGCAGGUUUUUCAGAACAUAUUAAUGUACCAAUUUACAGGCAUAUAAAUGACAAUGUAUCAAUUUACAGGCAUAUAAAUGACAAUGUAAUGAAA
Molecule: messenger RNA, 3116 nt
Organism: Podarcis muralis (Common wall lizard)
Lineage: Eukaryota; Metazoa; Chordata; Lepidosauria; Squamata; Lacertidae
Gene: AMIGO2
Product: adhesion molecule with Ig like domain 2
Biological process (GO): brain development
Cellular component (GO): membrane
Molecular function (GO): protein binding
Source: RefSeq, a predicted model, not a curated record